Microbotryum saponariae is the source of this 1677-nucleotide messenger RNA. The record is from the annotation of a GenBank genome assembly. Lineage: Eukaryota; Fungi; Basidiomycota; Microbotryomycetes; Microbotryales; Microbotryaceae.
AUGCUUCAACGACUCGCUACGGCAUCAACACGGCGAGCCUGGCCCUCGGGUCCCUGCACAUGUUCUCACACAAGACGCCAAGUCUCUUCCUCCUCCUCUUCCCCGUCACCGUCCUCGUCCCCAGCGACAAGCUCGACCCGCCCAACCCGCCUCGGUCCCCCAAUUCCUGACCUUUAUCAAGUCCUCCACGAUCCCGAAGCGGUCAAGCUCAAUCUCAAGCGACGCAACUCGCCCGUCCCGCCCUCCGUGGUCGAUGAGCUCCGCAACCUCGAGCACCACACGGCUCGACUGCGCUCGCAACUCCAGUCCGCUCGAGAAAGGAGGAACCAAUUGACCCUACUCAACAAGGAUCGCAAGACCAUGACCGAUGCUUCGAGGGAGGAAGCCAAGACGAUCAAGGAACGUAUCAAGCAACUCGAGCCGGACUUGAAUGAGCAUCGAGCUAGAAUGCAGCUUCUCGCUCUCAGUCUUCCGAAUCGAUCACAUCCUUCUUCGCCCGUCGGUGGGGAGGAUCAGGCCAAGCUCAUCAAGUAUCUGGGACCCAAAGUUGCGUCGAACGAACAGAGGGAUUCGCUGAAGGAUCAUACACGAUUAUCCGCAACCGAUUUGGAUUGGACCGAUUUCCCGACGGCCUCGUUGAUCUCGGGCAACUCGUGGCCCAUGUUAAAGAACACAGGUGCCAAGCUCGAAUUGGCGCUUACACAGUAUGCGCUCUCGAUCGCGCUCAAGAAUAAAUUCGAACUUGUCCUACCCCCCGAUGUCGUACGCAGCGAGAUCGCAGAGAGGUGUGGGUUUCAACCCCGGGAUCAAGGCGAGGCGCAGCAAACCUAUUUCCUCGGUGAUGGGGGUGAAAGACCGAAUCAGAACGACCUCUGUCUCGUCGGAACGGCCGAGAUCCCUCUCGUGUCCAUGAACGCAGGUCAAACCUUCCGUGCUGAACAACUACCCAGACGCAUCGUUGGAUUAGGGAGGGCUUUCCGAGCAGAAGCCGGGGCGAGGGGUCAAGAAUCGAGAGGGUUGUACCGGGUCCACCAGUUCUCCAAGAUCGAGUUCGUCAUCGUUUCACCCGACGACCAAUCGCAAAGGCUUUUGGACGAGUUGGUGAGGUUACAGAUCGAGAUCCUCUCGGGCCUGGGUUUGAGUUUGAGGGUUCUCGAAAUGCCGACGGAGGAAUUGGGGGUCUCGGCUCAGAGGAAGGUCGAUAUCGAGGCUUGGAUGCCUGGGAGGGGGAAAUGGGGUGAAGUAUCGAGCGCCUCGAAUUGCACGGAUUGGCAAGCGAGGAGGUUGUUGAUGCGGUACAGACCUUCCGGGAAGGAGCAGGAGACGGAAGGGAUCAGGAAGGAACAAGAGAAGGAACUUGAAGACCUCAACAUUCCUACACCGGCGGCAUUGGAAGCGACGGCGCUUUAUCCAUCUCAAUUCGAGAAUCCAGUCCCGGCAUCUUCAAGUGGGGGCGGAAAUGUGUGGUGUCAUACCCUCAAUGCGACGGCCGCUGCGAUCCCUAGGCUCAUCGUCGCGAUCAUGGAGAAUGGCGUCGUUUUGGACCAAGAGGGCAAGGUCGAGAAGGUUCGGUUGCCAGGGUGUUUGAAGAGGUGGUGGUUGGAAGGUGGCAAGGCCGAUGAAGGGAUGAUUGAAUGGGUGAAUGAAGGAGAGGCGCUGAGUGUUAGUAGCGAGUGA